Planococcus citri (citrus mealybug) is the source of this 5872-nucleotide messenger RNA. RefSeq names its product zinc finger protein 768-like. The transcript has 2 exons. Bases 619 to 2376 code for a protein of 585 amino acids. The record is from RefSeq and is a predicted model, not a curated record. Lineage: Eukaryota; Metazoa; Arthropoda; Insecta; Hemiptera; Pseudococcidae.
UAAUAUGUUUUAACUCAGCCCGUAUUAACGACGUAUCACUUUAAUCGAAAUGUGAUUGCGGUUUUUCGUUUUUUUCUAUGUACGUUAUUAUCGUUUUUCAAGUUCGUAAAUUUUGAUAAACUUUUUUUUUUAAUUAUCAUUUUUACGUAAUACUGUUUAUGUUUUUUUCGGUUUGCUUUUGUUGAUAAUGCAUUCGUUGUAAAAUAUUCGUGCUUACGUGUUGUGUUCUGAAGAUAACAAUUUACAUAUUUUGGUGCCACAAUGAUUCCUUACAAUGGAUAUAGAAAUGCCUUCCGAAAGAGGUAUGGAUUCAUUUUUCAUACUAUAUUAUCGUGAAAUUUGGCGGAAAUGUGUUUAAAAUUCAGUAUCUGUGAUGGCCGGUCGUGUGUGGUAGAAACAUACCUCCGGAAUAGUCAACCCCUUUAACAAAAUUUGAAUAGAAGACAAGGUUUACAAUCUGAUUUAAUUUUUCUACUCAUGGCGUGUAUAAAACAUUAUACUUCAUGAAUCAACAAAGUUGUGCCAGUUAUUUGUCUUUGCAAGGCUUAGAAGUAGCCAAAGUGCUAGUUAAAAGAAGGUCCUCCAGUGACCGCGUCAUUUACCACCCAAUAAAUACCAAUGACGAUGGCAGAAGCUCAAGUAGACUCAUCAACGGACAGUACAUUAUUACAGUGCGGUCCAUACAAGAUACGUAAUAGCCAAUUUCUAAUUAUAAACAAUCGUAGUCGUGGCUUGAAGCAAAGGAAACGCAAACGUCUGAAUCAAGUUGUUGACAAGCUUAAUACACAAGUGACCAGUGCUGAGUUGGCCCUAUUCAACAACAAUUUCAAACAUUAUAACAACAACAAUCACAAAUUUAUCAGCAACGAAUAUGACAAUAGGGAAAAUGAGACCCAUCUGGGAGUAAAGGCGUCCAAACACAUGUUAAGUGGAUCUCCGCAGGAAACGGAAAAUACGGAGGAGUCGAGAAAAGAAAUGGCGCCGUUGGUUGGCCAAGUAUUUCGUUUUGAUAGCAGUGAUCAGGAGAGAUUGGCCAGGUAUGGUACACCAUCAGUUGAGGAAGAAAUCGAAGAUGUGUUUAGUCAGUCAUCUUCAUCCAACAAGUCACCUCAUAGCUCGAAUGCUGAUUCACCAAAGAUUAAUCUGAGCCCUUUACAGAUACGCGAGCAUGAAGAUAUCUGUAAUUCCAAGAUACGAGUUAAAAAGAUGAGUGAAAUUUCUAGUGGUGACAAAGAUGAUGCUAAGAAGGUAUUGACAGCGGCAGGUUGCACCUGUAUUCAGUGUAAUUCCAAGUACAGUGUACCUCAUCAUUCGCAUUUUUACCCUGUAUCACCUAUCUCACCUUUAACUCCAAUUUCUCCAAUUGCUGCUCCUGUGUACAGCUUUGAGCAUUAUUUGCAUACAAAAUAUCUGCCAGAGUUCUUCCGCAGGCGUAGCCAUUCAGAUUCUGAUCUGCCUCUGUGGCUAGAAGCAGCCAAAACUGAGAGGAUUGAACCAUCGGAAAAACGUCACCACAGUGGACGUAGACCAAUAUCAGAGCCACAAACAUACAUGUUGCAGAAACAACAACGCAUCAAAACAGAGCCAGCUUCACCACAAGAAUCUCCCCUUGAUUUGUCAACCAAAGGGGCCAGAGAUCGAGCACACAGCAUACCUAGUGCAGAGCUGCUACCUAAUCCAUUUGAAACGUUGCUGAAUCUACCUCAACUGAAUAUCAUGCCGUCACAGUUCCUACCUCCAAAGGGGACAUUUUCUGUUCCUGUAGUGAAAGGCGAUGUUGCUUCACCCACUACCAAAGAAUCAGUGGCUGUCAGGUACAAUCUGGAGGUGUCCCCAGUUGUGGAGGAAAUGCCUCCAGGCUCUGAUGUUGCUUAUGUUUGUCCAGUCUGUGGCCAAAUGUUCAGCCUACAUGAUCGCUUAGCUAAGCACAUGGCAUCGCGUCACAAGAGCCGCACUCAGUCCAGUGACUCAUCCACUAAAGCAUACCUAUGUGAGGUCUGCAACAGGUCAUUUGCCAGGAGUGAUAUGCUGACCCGGCAUAUGCGUCUACACACUGGAGUCAAACCAUACACAUGUAAAGUAUGUGGUCAAGUUUUCUCUAGAUCUGAUCACCUAUCCACCCACCAGCGAACACAUACUGGAGAGAAACCCUACAAAUGUCCGCAGUGCCCAUAUGCUGCUUGCCGCCGAGAUAUGAUCACUAGGCAUAUGCGAACUCAUACACGUUAUGAUGCCAAUACCAUUACUUCCGAGCAUUCGGAGGAAUCUGCAGUUCCUGACUCUCCACAUUCAUCUUCAUCUCGAGUUCAGUCUCCAUCUACUUCAUCACCAAUGGAAAUCACCACCUCGGAGCAGGAUAAAACUGUUGACUCCUAAGCCCAAAUCCCCCAACUUGUAAAACGUUGGCUUUAGUUUUUAAUGACUUCUAUGUUCCUUUUUUAUUUUAUUAUCAUUAUUAUUAUGUUUGAUUAUCAUUAUUUUCUUUGAUGUUUUUUUUUGUUUUGUCUUAUUUUAUUCCUCUAUCUUUUUUUUCAUUUUCACUUUUUUAUGUAACGAUGAAAUCGAAUUCUUUGAAUAUAUUUUUUCUACCCUACGAUAGUAUUUUUUAAAAAUUUUAUCAGUGGUGGUUAUUUACUAUUGCUAUACUUACAUACGUAUUUUAUGUAUACCUUUUGUGUGUGUGUGUUUUUCUUUUUCUAUCGAAAACUUGACUAUAUGUACGCUUUUUUGGUGUUUCAAUGCAUUAGAUUAUAAAUCAAUGUCUAUAUUAUGUACCUACUUACUUGCAUGCAACAAAUGCAUGUUUUACUUACCUACUUAUUAUUGUAGAUCUUAAGAAGGUCCAUCAUCAUCAUCAUCAUGAUAACCCUGUAAUGAUGGAAAAUUGUAUGUACCUACUAUACAGAAAAACAUCACUAAUGUGAGACAUAUUAGGUAAUGAAUGUUUGUAUUGUAAUUCUAGAACCAAUAUGAAACCUCAAGACUAAUUUUUAUGCUAGUCUUUUGCAUUUUUUCUCAUUAAAAUCAUUUUUACCUAAUUGAGAUUCAAUCUUGCAAAUCUACUACUACAUGAAGGUGAUUUCUGAUUCCCAUCAUCAUCAUCAUCAUCAUCAUCAUCAUCAUCCUCAUACCUAGUCUAGAAGUAAUGGUAUCUUUUUGACCAAUUGAUGUGUAAAAUUUUUACAAUAUUGUAGGGGAAAUAGUUGACAAAAAAGUUGAAAUUAAGGAAUUCUAGAAUCAUGUUUUCUUAUUGGAAUUGGAGCUUUUCUUGAAUUUGAAACUUUGAAAGUAUAGAAUUUAUUAGCUAAUGUCAAGAUAUUUCACUCAAGAGUUACUUAUUUGUUCAUUUUUUUUCAAUUCUCUCAAAAGUUGAUUUUUCUACACAAUCUCAAUUCAUUUGUACUUUGAAAAAUUCAAAAGUUGUACGUAGCUUGUAGCUCUUUUUUGUAAUAUAAAUUUGUCAAUACUAAAUUGAUAAAAUUUAAAAACUGUUAAAUUAGCCUAUCUUUUUAUAAUAACUUUGUACCAAAAUGAACAUUAAACAAAAUUUCAUUUUAUUUGACUGAAUUCAUUUUGGAUCAUGACAAAUUGAUUUUUGUAAUGUAAAUGUGCUGAUGUAAAUCAUCUGCAAUUUUUAGGCUGAAAGCUGAAAAAUCAACAAAAUUGAUUUAAUGCAACUAAAUUCAUACCUACUUUGACUAAUUGCAAAAAUUUGUUCCCCUUUAAACCACAAUCUGAAAAUUUGUUUUCAAACUAUACAAACAGUUCAAUUUAAUUAUAUUUGAAAUGAAAUUGAAAUUUCCCAAAUAUUCAAUCAAAUAAUUCAAAUUACGCGCUGCUCAUUGCAAUAAUUUCUUACAUUCAACUUUUGCAUUGAAAAGAACAGUCUGGGAAUGGAAAACUAAUUCUACAUCCAGAUUUUUUUUGAAAUGUUGAUAAAUGGAUGUUGAAUAAAGGUACAUACCUAUUUGAGCCAUGUUUGGCUUAAUGUUUGCCUUCAUUCAAUUCCUACUCUUAAAAUAAAUCCAAAACUUGGGAGGAAUCUUUUGAAGUCUUGGGAAGUAGAAUUUUCAUUUUUCUUGUACCUAAUUUACGUUAUUUAGGUAGCAAUAAUUUUUCUAGCAGAGAACUUACUGAGAAUAUUGUUAUUGGUAAACUUUUUUAGUAAUUCUUGCAGCUAUUAUUGGAACCAUUUCCCUUACAUCAUUAUAAAAAAAAUGUAUUAUUCAGUUUGUCAAAAUAAACCUUCAUUCUUCGACUAACUUGACCAGACAACACAUAUCAAGCACCAUUUCUUACUAAAAUAAAAUUCAUUAAUUUAACUGAUUCGAUGGAUUUGUCAAAUUAUUAUAUGUACUUUAAAUUUAUAAUUUUCAUUUUACUGAUCAACAUUUUUGUUGAAUAAAGUAUACGGACCUAUAUUGUAAGCCCAAUUUAAACAGUUAAUUGGUCGAUUCUACCUAUGUAAACUAUUUUGCUCGAUUAUAAUUUGUGUCUGUGAUGAGAAGGGGAUUUUCUAUUUUAUACUUGUGUAAAACGAGUGAUCUAUCAUUUUUUCACUGUGGAUUUACAAAUUUUCCAUAUUUAUACCAUUUUGGAAUUUUUUUCUCAUCGUUUUUACUUUCAAUUGAUUUUUUAAUGUUUUCUAUUUGCAAAGAUUUGCGCUGUUUAUUUUGCAAUAAAAGCUACCAAAUUAUUUAUCUUAAAAACUGAACUUGAAAUCCCUAACAGUUUGGUUUGUCGAGUUGAGGGCAGUGACCUGCUGAAAUGAUUUUAAAAUUGUGAAUUGGGAUGGGAAUUAAUUAUUUAUUUUUCCAGGGUGUUCAUGAUUGUGAGAUUAUUACACCCACGUCCCACAAAGAGAGGGGUUUAAUCUGUAGAACUUCAAAAAGUGAAAGCAAUAAUAAUAUUUUCACUGUUGAUUUUGUUGAAUAAAAAGUUUGAUUUCUUCAGUAGUACUUACUCUCCCCUUCACCAUUUCGGCAGGUUUCUAAUCUAGAUAUGUAUGAGAUGAUCUUUUUUUUUCCAAAUAAUCGACUACCUAUCUGUAAUUUUUUAUUAAAAAUGAAAAACAUGAAAUUGAUAUUUUUGUACGUAGUUAUUAUUGAAUUGAAAAACACUUUUUUUCAAAGCAAAAUACACAUAUUUUUAUUUUUUUAACCCAGCAUACAUUUUUAGGUCCGUUCUGGUCGAAAAAAUUUUCAGUAGAUUCCUUUUUACCUACCUACCUACCUAUAAUACUACACGUCACUGAAACCAUAAAUAUUGUAGAAAUGUAAAUAUGUACUUCAUGUUAUUGUACCUUUGCUGCUUGUAAAUUUGUAUAUUUUGUACAAAAGAUGUUAAUUUAUUGAACUUUUUUGUUUUAUUAUUGUUUUAUUAAAACGCGUUCAAUUCUAUGAAAACCAAAAACCUAAAAUGCAUUUAUAGAAAAUAUCUAUAAAGAAAAAAUAUCUCCGCACAAUAAGUAUAGUUCACGAUAACUUUCGUAAUUCUGUCUUUCAAAUGUACAAUUUUUAAACUUGUUUGAAAACGAACAAUCACGAAAACGAUCAAGAUUCGUUGGUUAAAAAAAAAUUCCUAAUAUUUUUAUUUUGUGCAUAUUUUUGUGGAGUUUUCACGUUGAAGUUUUUAUUUUCUUUUUGUUUUUUUAUUUUAUUUUCAAGUUCGUUGUGCAACGACGAUAAAUAUGAUUUGAAAAUCUGUGUCUGUUAUUUUUAUGUUUGUACCUACUUUAUGUGAUCUUUUGUGUUUAUAAUUUGCUCAACUGAUGUCUCUAUACCUAUUUGUAUGUUUGUAAAUGUUUUGAGCUUUAAAUGUUUUUAAAACAUGUAUUUUUGUUUUUCCAAUGAAAAUACAUAUUUUAAAUAUA